This is a messenger RNA of Daucus carota subsp. sativus, 741 nucleotides long. RefSeq names its product pathogenesis-related protein 2. The transcript has 2 exons. NCBI's taxonomy places the organism in Eukaryota, Viridiplantae, Streptophyta, Magnoliopsida, Apiales, Apiaceae. Bases 71 to 547 code for a protein of 158 amino acids. Gene Ontology annotation, biological process: abscisic acid-activated signaling pathway; defense response. Gene Ontology annotation, molecular function: protein phosphatase inhibitor activity; signaling receptor activity; abscisic acid binding. The record is from RefSeq and is a predicted model, not a curated record. Gene Ontology annotation, cellular component: nucleus; cytoplasm.
UCAUUUCCUCACACCAAAUUAGUUUCAGCUAGAUAGCACAAGCAACUCCAGUUUCAAAUGAUCAUACUCCAUGGGUGCUAUCACCACUAAUGUUGAGGUUGAAUCCUCAGUGCCAGCACAAACAAUUUACAAGGGAUUUCUCCUUGACAUGGAUAACAUCAUUCCUAAGAUUCUCCCGCAGGCUAUUAAGCGUGUCGAGAUCAUUUCCGGAGACGGCGGGAUCGGAACCAUCAAGCAGAUCACUCUCGGAGAAGUGAGCCAAUUCACCAUCGUAAAGCAAAGGAUCGAUGAAAUAGACAGGGAGGGCUUGAAAUACAGUUACAGCAUAAUUGAAGGUGAUCUACUAAUGGGCAUAAUUGAGUCUAUAGCAAGUAAAUUCACCGUCGUGCCUACGGAGGGAGGGUGCAUUGUCAAGAACACGGCCGUUUAUACUCCGAUCGGUGAUGCCGUGAUCCCAGAGGAGAAUGUCAAGGAAGCUACUGAACAAUCAGGGAUGGUAUUCAAGCAAAUUGAGGCUUACCUUCUAGCAAAUCCUGCUGCCUAUUGAUUUCUACACUAUACAUUUAUAUAGCAAACUUCCCCAGGAGCCUAUGCUUUGUAUUUAAAUUCUUUUUGUUGGAUCAUCUUUAAUCUGCAUUACUCAAACUAUCAUUGUGUUACUAUACUUGGAAAACCCAAGUCUAAACUGAAGUAUCAAAUAUUUUAUUGCAGGCCCAUAAAAGGCCACUUGUAACAGUUCAA